Messenger RNA from Rhododendron vialii, 1791 nucleotides. Its product is annotated as glycine-rich cell wall structural protein-like. Bases 149 to 1477 code for a protein of 442 amino acids. The transcript has 3 exons. The record is from RefSeq and is a predicted model, not a curated record. Lineage: Eukaryota; Viridiplantae; Streptophyta; Magnoliopsida; Ericales; Ericaceae.
AUCUUCAUUAAUCCACUGCACUGAUCAGUUUACUCAACUCGGCUCUAUAGUCUUGCUAUGGUAUCUUUGUUUUAGAGAGAGAGAGAGAGAGAGAGAGAGGAGUUUUCUUCAGUAGUUUUGUGGAGAUUGGGUUUUGUUAAAGCUACAAAUGAGUAGCAGUGGAGUUCGUUUUUCCGCGGCUGUUUUCUUUCUUGUUCUAGUAGUAGUACUGGUUGGAUGCGGAGUUGAAGCAGAUCUUGUUAGUCAUGAAGUUAAAGAUGAUAAACACUUACUUGGUCAUCCCAUUGGCCUUGGAGGAGGUUUAGGUCAUGGCAUUUUUAGAAAGGGGUUUCCACAUGGACUUGGCAGAGGUGUUGGUCUAGGUGGCGGUGCUGGUGGAGGUUUAGGUGGUGGUGCAGGAGGUGGUCUUGGAGGUGGUGCUGGCGGAGGUUUAGGCAAAGGAGGCGGUUUAGGUGGUGGUGCUGGCGGUGGAGGUGGUUUAGGGGGUGGUGUUGGCGGAGGAGGUGGCCUUGGUGCUGGUGGAGGAGGCGGUCUAGGUGGUGGUGGUGGUUUAGGAGGUGGCAGUGGUUUAGGUGGUGGUGCAGGAGGUGGCCUUGGUGGUGGUGGUGGAGGCGGUCUUGGUGGUGGUGGUGGUUUAGGAGGUGGCAGUGGUUUAGGUGGUGGUGCAGGAGGUGGUCUUGGCGGUGGUGCUGGCGGAGGUUUAGGCAAAGGGGGUGGUCUCGGUGGUGGUGGUGGUUUAGGGGGUGGUGGUGGUUUAGGCGGUGGUGUUGGUGGAGGUUUUGGAAAACAAGGUGGUCUUGGAGGUGGUGCAGGUGGAGGUUUAGGCGGAGGAGGUGGAAUUGGUGGUGGCGGCGCAAAUGGUGGGCUAGGAGGUGGUGCAGGAGGAGGUUUAGGUCAUGGUGGAGGUUUAAAUGGUGGGUUAGGACAUGGGGGAGGUCUAGGUGGUGGUGUAGGUGGUGGUUUAGGUCAUAAUGGCGGUCUUGGAGGUGGUGUAGGUGGUGGGCUAGGUCAUCAUGGAGGACUAGGAGGCGGCACAGGUGGUGGAUUGGGAGGUGGUGCUGGAGGAGGAGCUGGUGGGGGAGGUGGUCUUGGAGGAGGAGCUGGUGGAGGAGGGGGUCUAGGUGGAGGAAGCGGCGGAGGUUUAGGAGGUGGUACUGGUGGUGGCCUUGGCGGUGGAGCAGGUGGGGGAGGUGGUCUUGGAGGAGGAGCCGGUGGAGGAGGGGGUCUUGGUGGAGGAAGCGGCGGAGGCUUAGGAGGCGGGGCUGGUGGUGGUGCAGGUGCUGGUGGAGGCUUCGGAGGGGGUGCAGGUGGCAGCGGAGGCUUUGGUGGAGGAGGUGGAGGUGGUUUAGGUGGCGGUGUAGGUUCAGGAGUAGGGUUUGGAGCUGGUGCAGGUGGGGGUUCCGGUGGUGGAGUGGGAGGCGGUGGCGGUUUCGGUGGAGGUGGUGGAGUAGGGGGUGGUUUUGGUGGUGGCCAUUAACUUGCCCUUACCUGUUAUAUAGUACUGUACUAGUACUUUUCCUUAUUCCAUAAUGCCUUGUUUAUGCAGUCAAUUAGUGCCUGGCUUGUUUAUGGAUACAUCCGGAGUAGUGAAAUUUAUUUGGUUUCCUUUUCUGCCUAUUUUAAGAGAUUUAUCGCAACCAGUUGUCAUCAGAUCUCUCUGAUUGACUUUCGUUUUUUCCAUAUCAUGAAUUGUAAUGCAAGAGCAUUUAAGGUUUGUGUUGUUUUCACAUGUUUUUGUUAAUUGUUUCGAACAAUUGUGAUUGUAUAUAGUGCUUUUCUUUUGAUCUCGAA